CCGCCCGCCUUUCUGUCUCCUUUCUCCCUCCGUACUGGCCGGCCCGGGUCCAUUUCCGGGCUCCGGGUAUUCGGUAUUGAUCAGGGCCGGGGGCGCGGUAGCAGGUGGCUGCGGCGGCGCAGCCUGCUGCGUCCGGGUCGGUCUCCCGCCGCCCUUGUCGCUAGCCCUUGCACGACGGCCCGUCCCGUCCUCCGGGCCCGAGCGCUGCCGGCUGGACUUUGCGCCGCGUCGGGCGCUGCUGCUGCUGCGCGCCGGGCCGUGCUCUGUGCAGGCGGCGGCCGGGAAGCCGGAGGCGAAGUGCAGCCCGGACCCCAGGCCAACAUGGCUGAAGUCACCAUCGACCAGUCCAAGCUGCCGGGAGUCAAGGAAGUGUGCCGAGAUUUUGCUGUCCUGGAGGACCACUCCUUGGCCCACAGCCUGCAGGAACAAGAGAUUGAGCAUCAUUUGGCAUCGAAUGUUCAACGGAACCGUUUGGUCCAGCAUGAUCUGCAGGUGGCUAAGCAGCUUCAAGAGGAAGAUCUGAAAGCCCAGGCUCAGCUGCAGAAGCGCUAUAAAGACCUUGAACAGCAAGACUGUGAAAUUGCUCAGGAGAUUCAGGAGAAGCUGGCUAUUGAGGCAGAGAGACGACGCAUUCAGGAGAAGAAGGAUGAGGACAUUGCUCGACUCUUGCAAGAAAAGGAGUUACAGGAAGAGAAAAAGCGAAAGAAACACUUUCCAGAGUCUUCUGGAGUCAGUGCUUAUGGUGAUAGUUACUAUUAUGAAGAUGGAGACCAGCCACGGUCAAGGAGGGCAAGGGAGUUGGGUUCAGGAAGCUCAAGGCCUUGUAGACUCCAGCAUGAGGAAAAGGCUGUGAAGCCCAGGAGGGAGACACCUAGACAUCCACAGGAGAACUUGGGAGGACCGGAAGAGCACUGUUCGUCAGAGAAACCUCCAUCAUCUUCUAGCUCCGGUCAAGUGAGGGAUGAUCCCCAAGUUAACACUGAGCCCGAAAGAAAACGCUGUGGCCACGAGAGGCUCCGGAGACCUCCCCUCCCCAAGAUCAGCGGUGAGGUGUUUCUGAGCACCGAAUCGGAUGACUGGGAGGCUCACUCUAGCCAUCGAACUCGGAACUGGGAAAAACAGUUCAAACUGCAAGACCAGCUCUCUCCCAAAACCUCACGGAAAGAGGGGCUUCCCUGCAAGGAAGCCGUUUAUAGGAGGGACCAUGGGCAAGGUGAGCACAGAGAGAGGAAACGCAGGCCCCGGACCCCUCCCUUCUCAGAGAGUGAGGAGCAGCUCCCGCUCCGAGACACAGGAAUGAAGCCCAGAGUGAUGAAAGAAGCAGUUUCUACUCCGUCACGAGUGACCCACAGAGAUCAGGAAUGGUAUGAUGCUGAAAUUGCCAGAAAACUUCAAGAAGAAGAAAUUUUGGCCACCCAGGUGGACAUGAGAGCAGCUCAAGUUGCUCAGGAUGAGGAAAUUGCUAGACUCCUAAUGGCUGAAGAAAAGAAAGCUUACAAGAAAGCCAAGGAGCGGGAGAAAUCCUCUUUGGACAAAAGAAAACAUGACCCCGAGUGGAAGCCCAAAACAGCUAAAUCAGCACACUCAAAGUCAAAAGAGAGUGAUGAACCUCACCGUUCUAAGAAUGACAGACCAGCACGGCCACCACCACCUGCCAUGACAGAUGCUGAGGGUUUGGAUUACACUCCUUCUGGAAACCAGCAUAAUUCCACACGUCACUACUCAAAGUCAGAGUCUUCUCAUAAAGGUUUCCAUUAUAAACCGUAAAAACCUAGGAAUCUGCCUUGAAAACGGACUCACUGUAGCAAAAUUACUGGAUGAUACAGAACGCAUUCCACGCUUAUUUUUUUCUGCCUCUAUUUUGUAUUCCUGAGAUUUAUCCUCAAGUGUUUUUUGGACCAUGAAUAUUUUUCAUUCAUUUAAAAUAUUUUGGUUAUUCCUGAUCACUUGGGCAGUACAAGAAAAUCUAGCUUCUGAAUAUUGGCCAUCUCUAUGGAGCAUAUACAUCCUGGGGUAUAGUAUCUAAGAGCUCUAUAAAAUGCCAUUUUCAUUAGGUAUGGAGUAUUGAUAUUUAAUGAAUAGGCUUUACUUAGCAGUUAGGAUUUUGUGGAGGUAAUGAUUGAAGUAAAACAUAAUGUUUGGAUGCAAUGCAGAAUAAAAGAAUAUAAGAAAUAGCC
Capra hircus (goat) is the source of this 2177-nucleotide messenger RNA. RefSeq names its product coiled-coil domain containing 50 (gene CCDC50). Gene Ontology annotation, cellular component: cytoplasm. Gene Ontology annotation, molecular function: ubiquitin protein ligase binding. The coding region runs from base 322 to 1767 and encodes 481 amino acids. The record is from RefSeq and is a predicted model, not a curated record. NCBI's taxonomy places the organism in Eukaryota, Metazoa, Chordata, Mammalia, Artiodactyla, Bovidae. The transcript has 12 exons.